This is a messenger RNA of Diaporthe batatas, 1464 nucleotides long. RefSeq lists its product as uncharacterized. The transcript has 3 exons. Bases 1 to 1464 code for a protein of 487 amino acids. Gene Ontology annotation, cellular component: plasma membrane. Gene Ontology annotation, molecular function: G protein-coupled receptor activity. The record is from RefSeq and is a predicted model, not a curated record. NCBI's taxonomy places the organism in Eukaryota, Fungi, Ascomycota, Sordariomycetes, Diaporthales, Diaporthaceae. Gene Ontology annotation, biological process: adenylate cyclase-activating G protein-coupled receptor signaling pathway.
AUGGCCUACGAUGAUCUUGUUGCCAGAUUCACGCUGGCUGGCAGCAUGACCUCGUGCAUUGCCACAUCUCUCGUGCUGCUCUCGUACUUUUUCUUCCGGGACCAACAGUACUCUUUCAGACACGCCCUGAUCCUGAAUCUCGCGGCCGCCGAAUUCAUAAACACGUUGAACAACUCGAUAUCGGGCUUCAUCUACGUUCGGACCAAGAAGCUGAGCCCUGGCCCGGCGUGUACCGCCAACGGCUUCAUCGGCCAGCUCACCGUGCAGGCUGUGGACUUCACCAUUCUCGCAAUCGUCCUCGUCACGCUCUUGACCAUUACUCGCAAGACGUACCUUCCCGAUGUAUCGAUCUGGGCGAAAGCAAUCAUCUGUGCCUCGACAUGGGUCGUUCCCAUCAUCACCAGUGUCGUGGCCGUCUCGCUUGAUGCGAUGACCCCAGUGAGCGGUAACUGGUGUUGGAUCACGGCAAAACGCCCAGACCUUCGGUAUGGCCUCACCCACGGCUGGCGAAUCGGUAUCAUCUUUGUCACGGUCCUGCUCUACGCGUACAUCUGGUGGUUUGUCCAUCGCCACUUCAAGGUCUUGUUUGGUUCUCGCGGUGGCGCCCGUUUCGGAUACAACCCGGUCACAGGCGCUGUGCACACAGAGAGUGCCAGACUGACCAAAGAGAGGCUGGAAGAGUCCCAAGGGACAACGUUGAUUGGAGAAGCCGACACGGGACCAUUGAGCGAUAUCAGACACGCACCGAAAGAUCUGGGGGAUAGCAGAGAUGACAUGACCAUGUCAGACUUCUCGCUGCCGAUUCAGGGGGCUGAAGAUGUCGUGAGCAUCGCGGAACGAGGCUUUGUCCCAAGCGUGACACCACCAGCCCCCACAGUCGGCCACGCGGAGGGGCAGCGCAGCUAUAGCCGGCACCUGGCUGCUGCUGAGAGCGACAAGCCUGAGAUCUGCCCCAGGGUCAGACACUCGGUAGACGUGCGAGUGAGCAUCGCGAAGAGGUCGUACUCGUGGCUGCCACCAGGCAUCACACCGGGCGGCCCGCCGGGCUCCGCCAACCCUAUCACCCCACACACGGAGACCAAAAUCUCAUCGACGCGCUGUUCGCGAGCGGCGGCGUCACAGAACCGGAGACACGCAUCCGUCUCGCGAUAUGAGGUCGGACACCCGUCCCGGGCCCAAAAGGUUGAGAGGGAGAUUCGGCGGAUGCUUCUACUGAACGCGUACCCGACCCUGUACGUGCUGCUCUGGGUCCCGGGCAUUGUGAACAGGCUCAUGGAGGCAACAGGCCGGACACCGUCGAACCCGCGCGCUGUUGCCGCCCUGCAGAGCACGAGCCAGUUCGUUGGGUUCGCCAAUGCGCUGACCUUUGGGUUCAAUGCAACCAUGCGGAGGCGCGUCGGCUCGGCGGCUCUGAAGGCGAGGCAGAAGUUACAGGCCAGGGCUGAAGCAUGGCGUAAUGUUUAG